Messenger RNA from Heteronotia binoei (common prickly gecko), 6563 nucleotides. RefSeq names its product PR/SET domain 2 (gene PRDM2). Lineage: Eukaryota; Metazoa; Chordata; Lepidosauria; Squamata; Gekkonidae. Gene Ontology annotation, molecular function: RNA polymerase II transcription regulatory region sequence-specific DNA binding; DNA-binding transcription factor activity, RNA polymerase II-specific; histone methyltransferase activity. The coding region runs from base 158 to 5266 and encodes 1702 amino acids. Gene Ontology annotation, cellular component: nucleus. The record is from RefSeq and is a predicted model, not a curated record. The transcript has 9 exons. Gene Ontology annotation, biological process: regulation of transcription by RNA polymerase II.
CCCUCCCGGCGGCGAAAGCGUCACUUCCGAGGCUGGAGACAAAAUGGCGUCGGGAGGGGGCCGGCGGGGCCUGCUUGGGCCGGAGGACUGAGCCGGCUCGGGCGGGAGGGAGUCACGAAGAGCAGGGUUCAUGUAAUCACAGGAGUUUCUUUGUUGUAUGUAUCUUUUCAGAACGCAACAGGAUUCCAGAAUGAAUCAGAUCUCAACAGAGCCUCCAGUAUCAGUUGAGACGUUGGCUGAUGUACCUGAUCACGUGCUCAAAGGACUUCCUGAGGAAGUGAAGCUUCUUCCCUCUGCUGUUGACAAGACACGGCUUGGUGUCUGGGCUACAAAGCCAAUUUUCAAAGGCAGAAAGUUUGGACCUUUUGUUGGUGACAAGAAGAAAAGAUCUCAAGUUAAGAGCAAUGUGUACAUGUGGGAGGUCUAUUACCCAAACUUGGGAUGGAUGUGUGUUGAUGCUACAGAUCCCAAGAAGGGAAAUUGGCUCCGCUAUGUAAACUGGGCACGUUCUGGAAAGGAGCAGAAUCUCUUCCCUUUGGAGAUCAACAGAACCAUUUACUACAAAACCUUAAAGCCAAUUGAGCCUGGCGAAGAGCUGCUGGUGUGGUACAAUGGGGAAGACAACCCGGAGAUAGCAGCUGCUAUUGAAGAGGAGAGGGCCAGCUACCGAAACAAGAGGAACUCUCCGAAAGCAAAGAAAGGGAAGAAAAAAUCCCAAGAGGCAAAAAACAAAGGAAAGAAAGCCACAGACAAAAAACAGAAGACUGUUUUGGAUAUUACUCCUGCAGAUAUGAGAGACCCUAAAGAAGGCCAUAAACAGGAAGAUGCAAGUCCUUCUGUUUCAGCUGUGCUGUCACUGGAACAGACUGCUGUGAUCCAGGAGAUGGUGAAUCAAGACACACUUCCAAACUUGGUCAUUUCCAGUCCUCUCAAUGAGCCCAGUACGAUGACAGAAGAGAAACAAGAAGCAAUAGUGUGUGAAUCAGAAGUUCUGGAGGAGAGAGAAGAGCCCGAGGAAGCGGAGGGAGAGGAAGAUGAAGAUGAUGAGGUAGAAGAGGCAGAGGAGGAACAGCUGGAAGAGGAGGAGGAGGAGGAAGAGGAGGAGGAAGAUGUAAAUUUGCCUAAAGAAAUCCCGGAGAUGGAGAUGGAGACCAUGUCUUUGUGUGAAGACAGACUUGACUCUGUGGAAGAGCUGAGCAGCAUAUCUGAAGAAUCUCCAGAAAGCUCCCCCAAGAAAAAGCCCAUGGUGAAAUUUCCCAAAGUCCAGGAGGAAUCCAAUGGGAGUAUCCAAGGAACAUUUAUGUACCCUUGUCAACACUGUGAGAGGAAAUUCACAACAAAGCAAGGACUUGAACGCCACAUGCACAUACACAUAUCAGCCAUUAGUCAUGCUUUCAAAUGCCGCUAUUGUGGCAAAGCCUUUGGCACACAAAUCAACCGGCGAAGGCAUGAGCGACGUCAUGAGGCUGGGCCAAGAAGGAAGUCAUUUCCAACACUUGGGUCAGCUUUGCUGUCUGAUGGUGGUGCUAAAAGCCAAGUGAUUGCAGAAGUUGGUAGUGUAAAAGAGGAAAUUAACACCAAGCAAGACUCAACGUCCUUGGAUAAUAAUGUUUCUCAAGAAACAUCAAACUCCGUUCUUCUUGAAGAGAUCAGGGAACCCAAAGAAAUGCACCCAUGCAAAUAUUGUAGGAAGGUUUUUGGAACCCAUACUAAUAUGCGUAGGCACCAGCGGAGGGUUCACGAGCGCCAUCUGAUUCCCAAAGGUGUCCGAAGAAAACCUGAAGAGCCACAAGUUCCAGCAGAACAAACUCAGCAAGCCCAGAAUGUGUAUGUAGCCAGCACAGAUCUCGAGGAGGAGACAGAGGCUGACGAUGUGUACAUUAUGGAUGUUUCCAGCAAUAUAUCUGAAAAUCUCAAUUACUAUAUUGAUGGUAAGAUCCAGCAGUCCAGCAGUAGCACAAGCAAUUGUGAAGUGAUUGAGGUGGAAUCCAGCUCAGCAGAACUUUAUGGAAUAAAUUGUUUACUCAGUCCUGUGACAGUGGAAAUCUCCUCAAGCGUGAAGGCUACGCAGACCCGUCUGACUGACGUACCAAAAGAGUCUCCAGUUGGCAGUAACAGUGAGCCUAAAAAGAGGAGAACCACAAGUCCCCCUCUCCUUUCAAAGAUAAAGACAGAAAUGGAUCCAGAGCCAAUAACGUCGCUCUGCUCACUAACAAUUCCUCUUACCAUAUCAACAGCUGACAGCUUGUCUUUUCCCAAAGAGAAAAGUAUUUACUUAUCAUCAAAGCUGAAGCAACUUCUCCAGACUCAGGACAGUAGUAAGAUAGUUCCAUCGCCUCCAUCAUCAUCCUCAACAGAAAUCCCCAAGUUGGGACUUCCAGCCGCAUCUCCGCCUCUUCUGCCUACAACUUCAAGCAGGUUCAAAAGGAGAACCAGUUCCCCUCCCAGUUCUCCACAGCACAGUCCAUCCCUGCGGGACUAUGGCAAAGUGGGUGAGGGGAAAUCCCUUUGGAAUGAUGCAGUACUAGGAUCAAAAAUGCCCAAGGUAGAAAGUCAUAGUAAUUCCCCUGCAUGGAGUUUGUCAGGGAGAGAUGAAAAAGAGACCAUGAGCCCUCUUUGUUUAGAAGACUAUAAAGCAUCAAAGGAGUGGACAGCCAGUCCUCCCUUUGGCAACGUGUGCAACCAACAGCCUUUGGAUUUAUCCAGCAGCGUCAAGCAAAGAUCAAAUUCCAAGAACAGGGCCCAGGUUCCUUGGGAGUCAGUGUUAGAUCUCAGUGUUCAUAAAAAACCUUCCACUGAUGCUGAACCCAAGGACAGCAAGGAAGUUAACUUGAUACAGCCAGCGUGUAGUAGCAUUAAGAAAAAGCCGACCACAUCCAUGUUACAGAAGGUUUUGCUGAACGAAUACAAUGGGACUGAUUCAGCCUCAGAAAAUUUGGUGGCUGAAAAGGAUGCAAGCCAGAGCGUAGACAAAUCCGUCGAAGAUCAUCCAGAGCCUGAGCUUCAUGCUGCAGUCCAUGUGCCAGCUUCUGAGUUGAGUUCCGAUAGCCCUUCCAUUGAGAAAUCUGUACCUCCAACAUCUACUGUUUCUUCUUGUCAACUUCCUCCUCUCCUGACUCCAACAAAUUCUCCUUCCCCACCACCCUGCCCCCCUAUGUUAAAGGUUCCCACUCCACCCCCUCCUCUGCUUCCUACCGUCCCAUCACCACUCGAGGAAGAACAUGUUAGUGUCACUCCUAGUUCAUGUCCCUCUCCUCUGUCCAAUGCUACUGCUCAUUCCCCUCUUCCGAUCCUUUCUCCUACCGUCUCGGCAUCACCAGUUCCCUCUGUAGAACCUCUUAGCUGUGCUUCACCUGGGCCUCCCAAUCUCUCCUCAUCAUCAUCUUCUUCCUCUUUUUCUUCCUCUUCAUCAUCCCCUUCUUCUUCCUCUUCCUCCUCCUCUUCUCCUUCCCCUCCUCCCCUCUCUGCAGUUUCUUCAGUCCUUUCCCUUGGUGAUAACACAGAAAACUCAGUCCCCAUCAUGUCUUUUAAACAAGAAGACAUGGACAACGAGCUUCAAAAGCCCAAGGAAAACCCCCACAGUUCCAAUGAAAAUGAUCUCAUUCAGGAAACAUUUAACAAGAACUUUGUGUGCAAUGUCUGUGACUCUCCUUUCCUUUCCAUUAAAGAUCUAACUAAACAUCUCUCCAUUCACGCUGAGGAUUGGCCCUUCAAAUGUGAAUUCUGCGUACAGCUUUUUAGGGAUAAAACAGACUUGUCUGAACAUCGCUUCUUGCUCCACGGAGUUGGGAACAUUUUUGUUUGCUCUGUCUGCAAGAAGGAGUUUGCCUUUUUAUGCAAUUUGCAGCAGCACCAGCGAGAUCUCCAUCCUGACAAAGAAUGCACCCACCAUGAAUUUGAAAGUGGGACUCUACGGCCACAGAACUUUACAGACCCUAGUAAGGCCAGUGUUGAACACAUGCAGAUCCUACUGGAUGAAUCCACUGAACCAACUAAGGAGGAGGAGGAAGAUGAAGAACUCAAUGACUCUUCUGAAGAGCUGUAUACCACCAUCAAAAUUAUGGCUGCAGGGGUCAAGUCUAAAGAUCCCGAUGUCCGGAUGGGACUCAAUCAGCACUACCCGAGUUUUAAGCCGCCUCCGUUCCAAUAUCACCACCGCAAUCCUAAUGGGAUUGGGAUAACUGCCACAAACUUCACCACUCAUAAUAUUCCGCAAACUUUCACCACUGCCAUCCGCUGCACAAAGUGUGGAAAAAGCGUGGACAACAUGCCUGAAUUGCACAAACAUAUCUUAGCGUGUGCUUCAGCCAGUGACAAGAAACGAUAUACACCGAAAAAAAAUCCUGUGCCAUUAAAACAGACAGUGCGCCCCAAAAAUGGGGUUGUCCUUCCGGGCCCUGCGAGCAAUGCUUUCAGGCGCAUGGGACAGCCCAAAAAACUCAAUUUCACUGUUGAAAUGAGCAGGAUGUCCUCUAACAAACUUAAAAUAAGUGCACUGAAGAAGAAGAACCAACUGGUCCAGAAAGCAAUAUUGCAGAAGAAGAAGUCUCAGCAGAAGGCAGAGCUGAGGAACAGCACGGUAGAGUCCAGCUCUCACAUCUGUCCCUAUUGCAACAGAGAAUUCACAUACAUUGGAAGUUUGAACAAGCAUGCCUCCUAUAGCUGUCCCAAAAAACCCAUUUCCCCAUCCUCUAAAAAGAACACUAAAAAGAAGAGUGCAGCUUCCUCUUCCGGCAGCGACAAAAGUGGAAACCAGCGACGACGGACAGCAGAUGCUGAGAUCAAAAUGCAAAGCACGCAGGCUCACUUGGGCAAGACCAGAGCUCGGAGCACUGGACCCAUGCCCAUUCAGCUUCCCUCAGCAUCCUUCAAAUUGAAGCAAAGCGUCAAAUUCAUACCACCAAUUCGAUCCAAAAAGCUGGGCAUGUCCUUGACACCCAGGAAUGCCAGCCCUGUGAGAGUGGCCAAAGCAACUCCAACGGAGGGCAAAAGACCAAAAGGGAUCUCAAAAAACAGUUCCUCUGGACUCUCGAGCAAAGCGGCCCGCAAACUUCAUGUCCGAAUACAACGGAACAAAGUGGUCCUGGCCAGCAAGUCGUCAUCCAGCAAAAAGAAGGCUGAUCGGUUUAGCAUGAAGUCGAGAGAGAGGACUGGAGGACCCGUCACCCGGAGCCUGCAACAGGCAACCAGUGCUGAUUCUCCGGAAAGCAAGAAGGAAGAAACUAGCACGAGGCAGGAGUUAAAAGAUUUCAGGAACCUUCUGUAGCAGCAAAGCAGACCUUCGAAAGGAAGUUCCUAAGCAGUGAAGCCGGAAGCGUUCCACGCUCAGCUUCAGCGGGCGAGCUCUGCAGCUCCAGCAGCCAAAUCAGCCAGGAUUGAAAGAACUGGCCAGAGCUGACCACUCCCUCCCCCCGAGGCAACAGACUGCUCAUGCCAGAGCUGGGUCCGGCCGGGCUAAAGGAAUACUUGGCUGCAGAGAGAGAGAGAGAGGGUACAUGGUGUCUUUCCCCCCUCCCCCCUUUCUAAAUUCUUUCUGUUAAGGAAGUGCAGCGAGCAAAACUGGACCCUGCUACAGAAUUCAUAGCUCGUGUUUGCACUUUGUUCUGUUUUCUUGAUGGAAGUGCAUGGAAAAGAGUGAGAAAUGGUAUAACCCAGAAGUGUGCAAAACUGGCUCCUUCUCUUUCUGGUAUAUCCAGGACAACACAUUAACUGCACUAAAAAAAAUGGGGUGGUUUUUUUUGGUGGGGAGGGGGGGUUGCACAUUGAGUCCCUGCAAAGCUUUUUUUUUUUUUUUUUUACCACAAGAAAGUUUGUGUGGAGGAAACAUUCUCCUCUCCAAACUCUUCUACUGGUGAGCACCACGGUGGAGUUAGGCUGGGCACCAAACCCGGGAUAUUGCUAUCGCUUUCCCCCAAGGACACCAGGAGGGGCAAGGUGGGUGGGGAGAGAGAUUAGCAUAGCCUGACUAGCAGGCCUCCAUUUCUGACAUCUCUGAAAGCAGACGUUAUCCAACAGGUUAUUUGUUUAAGGAACUGUUCACCAUAUAAAAUGUGUAUAGCACAAUGAGACUACACAGAUGAAAUGAUGGUUGAAUUGGCGGAUGUAUCUGUCUGUACCUAAUAACUUAAGAGCUACAAAUUUUUUCCUAGUCGGUAAGCAAGAUUUACUUUCUGGAAAUUAAUAUUUUUUCACACACAAACCUUUUUUUUUUUUUUUGAAGGAAGUAGACUUCAAUCCUGUCAGUCAGUCCGUGAAGAAAAACAGCUAGUUUUUAUUUGUGCUCCCUCCCUUCUCCCCCCCCCCACCAUUUUUACUUUAUCAUCUUUUAUUUGUUCUUGACUUUAAAAAAGUAAUCUACCUCUUAAAAUUUGUAGUUUUUAAUAUUGUUUGGUGAAUUCGUGCCACUUUAAUACCCAUCCUUUUCACUAUCAUUCCCUAGGGUGUCCCCCCCCCCCUUUUUUUUUUUGGUUACUUUUUUCCGGUUCAUGGGGACUCUUAUGUCAAACUAUUGUAUAAAGCAUUUGUAGCAAGUUUGAAAAAAAAUAAUAAAAUAUUUAAAAUUA